Morchella importuna is the source of this 714-nucleotide messenger RNA. RefSeq lists its product as uncharacterized. The record is from RefSeq and is a predicted model, not a curated record. Gene Ontology annotation, cellular component: membrane raft; plasma membrane; cell cortex. NCBI's taxonomy places the organism in Eukaryota, Fungi, Ascomycota, Pezizomycetes, Pezizales, Morchellaceae. The coding region runs from base 1 to 714 and encodes 237 amino acids. The transcript is spliced from 8 exons. Gene Ontology annotation, biological process: septin cytoskeleton organization; cortical actin cytoskeleton organization; fungal-type cell wall organization.
AUGUCUCUUCGUAACCGCCUUGGGACUGGAAUCCCUUCAAUUAUCCUACUCGCUGGGACAAUAGUCCUACUAUUCUUAUUGAUCAUUGCCGGCGCAUACGAUAGACGCCCGCUGAACCAAAUUUUCUGGCUGCAAGCUGAUACUCGUGGUAUACCAAAUGCUCCAGACGGUAUAUGUCAUUGGACUUUGUAUAAUUUCUGCGAUGAACGCGAUGGCAAGAACUUCAACUGCCGAAAUAACAAUGCCGCAAACCCCUUCCUCCCCCAACGCAACUUCAACACAAGAACAAACAUUCCAGGCGACUUCCUGAAUAACCCCGAUCGCUACUUCUACCUAAGUCGAUUCCUAUACUCUUUCUAUAUUAUCGAUUUAGGGUUUGCUUUAAUGGCAUUGCUGGCGGGGCUGCUGGCACUUUGUUCAAGGAUAGGAGCGUUGGCGGCGGCAGCAUUAUCUUGCUUGACGUUAUUCUUUAUGACAUUCUCAGCUACUAUCAUGACUGCUUGCUUUGUUUUGGGGCAACGUGCAUUUAGGCGUGCAGGAAGAAAGGCACGUGUGGGUGUCAAAGCCUUUGCAUUCACAUGGACCUGUAUUUGCAGUCAGAGAAGACUUAACCCCAAUCUUGCCAAUCAAGAUGUACAGCUUAACGCUCCUGCUUUGUCGGUCCCUGCCGGUGGUACUGGGUACAACGAUGGCGUGUACCGUAAUGAGAUUUAG